AUGAUGUGGCAGGGCGCAGCCAUACGCGUGGCUGGCGCGGCCAUGCGCCGCCUCCACCGGUGGAGCCGCCUCCUACACUCGGCGCUCUUCUACAACCACGGCGCGGUGGUCGGGUGCCACCAUUGCCCAGAGCCCAACCACACCGAGACAGGGCUUCUUUGGCGCGUUCCGCUUCGCCAUUCGCGGCGUGCUCCGCGAGGUCGUCCUCGGCAGCACCAGGGCGUAGUGGCGGGGCGAUCGCGGCCUGAAGUUGGCCGUGCUAACGACCGAGCUACCCUGUUGGCUCAGGGAUUGCGUCUAUUCAAGAAUAUGGGGAGAAAGAGCAACCCCAUUGUCUUUCUGGAUGUAUCUGUAGGUGAUGAGCCAGAUGAAAGAAUGAUCUUUGAGUUGUUCGCUGAUGUUGCACCCCUUACGACUGAGAACUUCAGAGCUUUAUGCACAGGUGAGCUGGGAAUUGGACAGAAGACUAAGAAGCCAUUAUGUUACAAGGGAUCAUCGUUCCACUGUGUCAUCAAGGGGUUCAUGGCACAAGGAGGUGACAUUGCAAAAGGAAAUGGGUCUGGUGGAGAAAGCAUAUAUAGUGGAAAAUUUGCAGAUGAAACUUGUGUUCUACCUCAUGAUGAUCGUGGUCUCUUGACAACGGCAGCAGAUACUGGUUCCAAAGCUAGUGGCUCCCAGUUCUGCAUUACUUUCAAGCCUAAUUCUCAUCUUGACAGGAAGCACACAGUUUUUGGCAAGCUUGUUGUUGGAAGUGAUGUUCUGAAGAGGAUCGAGCAAGUAGAUGUGCAAUCCCCUGAUUCAACUCCUGUUGUUCCGGUUACUAUAGUAAAUUGUGGGGAGCUCAUUGACCGCAAAGAUGUUGGAUCUAUAGAAAUUGAUAAAAAGAGGGCUGCCAAAUCAAAGUUGUCAAAGGAUAUAUCUUCUGAUGAGGAAAGUAAUGAAGGACAACACAAGAGACGUCGUAACAAAUCUUCAAAAAGGAGAAGGAAGAAGAGGAGAUAUUCUUAUUCGGAAUCAGAUAGCUCUUCUGAGUCGGAGACUGAAUCAUCUUAUUCUGAAAGCGAUUCUGAUACUUACUCGAGUGACUCAUCUGAUGUCAGCAGCUCAAGUGAUGACAGGCGAAGGCGCAGAAAGAGACACUCGAAGAAAAAUAAACACAAGCGUUCAAGAAGAAAGCGUGACUAUAGGCGCGAAAGAAGGCGUAGGAAGCGUGAUAGGAAAUCAAAACAGAAGCCAAAAAGGAUAAUAAAGGGUGAUAGUGAAGCUGAAAGUACGAGCGAUAGCAGCUCUGAAGAUGCUAGAAGCAAGAGACACCGCCGUGGGCGGAAGUCCAAGGCAUCAUCUCAAGUUUCUGAGGAAAAUCUUGCUGCAGUGGCUGCUUUGAAGGAUGCCACAUCACCUCAACAAAAGAGUGGAAUACCAAGGAGUCCGGCACAAGAUGUCUCCCCCCUGCAAAACGGGGAAAUCCAUACAAAUGGUGUUAAUGAAUCAAAAAUUGAAAGGAAUGCAGCUGUCAUGCCUGUUCUAACUGGCAAUCGAAGCAAAUCUAGGAGCCAGAGCAUGAGUGCUAAUCACUCAAUGAGCAAGAGUAUGAGUAUCAGUCCAAGAAGAAGCCCAAUGAAAAGGUUAAUUACCAGCCCGAAGAGGUCAGUUAGCAGGAGCCCUGUUCACCACAAUCGCAGUAGAAGUCCUGUCUGUACUCCCAAAAGAAGCGAGAGCAGGAGUCCAGCCAGACGGCAGAGCAUCAGCAGGAGCCCUGCUAGGAGCCUCAGCAAGAGCUCACCCAGAGGUGCAAGCAGAAGCCCCCACAUAAGCAGGAGUCCUGUUAAAGCUCACAGAAGAAGCAUCAGCAGGAGCUCAGCUAGGUCCAUGCAACAGAGAAGUCCAAGCAGGAGCCUGGAGAGAGCUCAUGUACGAAAAAGUGUCAGCCCAAGCCCACUAUUGGAGAAGCGAAGAAGCAUUACCCGAACCUCUGUGAUAUCUCCAUUGCGAAGUGUUAGCCGGAGUCCAGUUAGGAUUUCAAGGAGCCCACAUAGGCCUUCUAGGAGAAGCCCUAUGAGAAGUCCACGACGGAACAUUCGCAGAAGCCUCAGCAGGAGCCCUGUGAGAACACUUAGAACAAGUGUGAGCAGAAGCCCAGUAAGAGGUGGCCGACCUCGCAGGAACAUUAGCAGAAGUCCCAGUCCACAUCGCAGGGCAGUAACACCACCAAACAAUGGAAGGAGCCCAUCCAGGAGUGAUUCUCCUGAUGGGUCACCAAAACGCAUAAGACGUGGACGGGGUUUUACACAGCGGUACUCAUUUGCAAGACAAUAUCGCUCACCUUCUGCUGAUCGCUUGCAUCGUUAUGGCGGAAGAAAUGACCGUGACAGAUACAUGGGUUACUGGGGUUCUCGCCAUCGAUCACCUCCUCGACGUUAUAGAAGCCCACCCAGAGGCAGAGUGUCAUCGCCAAGGCAUAGUAGGUACAGGAGGAGGAGCCGAAGCACCUCACGCAGCCCUGUCCACAGAGAAAGAGGAAGGGGAGGUGGAUACAGCAAAAGCCCUGCACGGAGCCUUUCACCCCCACCCAGACCAAGGUCACAUGGUGAUCGUGCACGGUCAGUUUCCAGGAGCCACCUUUCUGGGUCAAGGUCAAGGUCUCCACCAGUGCGUCAUCCCUCCCCACCUGAUUCCCCAUCUCUGAAGCGUGCAAGUGAUGAGAAAUCUCAGUCCCCGUCUCGGUCACUGUCUGGUAGCCCUAGUCGUGGAGGCAAGAAAGGUUUGGUUUCCUACGGGGAUGGCUCUCCUGAUUCAGCUGGGAAGUAG
This is a messenger RNA of Miscanthus lutarioriparius, 2808 nucleotides long. NCBI's taxonomy places the organism in Eukaryota, Viridiplantae, Streptophyta, Magnoliopsida, Poales, Poaceae. The record is from the annotation of a GenBank genome assembly.